UUUAUCGAUAGGCAAUGUUUUGGUUUUGUUUGUUUUCGGCAAAAGAAUUAUAUUUUCAUGCGGAUUUUACGACAAUUUAAAAGCGUUCUACGUUUGGCAAGUUGUGCAUUUAAUAAGUUAAUAGAUUACUAAGCACGUGCUAUCGAAAUAAUAAUUCAUAAAAGAGUGAAUUCGGUUUUGGUGCUAUAGUGGGUGCACGUGUUGAUUUACUUGUUGUUGUUACCUUUUUAGCGGUGCGCGGACUUACUUAAACGACAGCCUCGUAAUAACAACAAACAAUUCUCGUGGUUGUCGAAAAUGCAAAGCCCCAAAAGCUUAAGAAAUGUUCAAACUCAGCAUGGAGAUUCCUUUUCGGUGGAUGCUGAGAAUAUAUUUCUGCACCGAUCCAUGUUGUCCACAAGCUCGAUCUUAGGGGUCGAUAUCAAUGGACAAGAUCAGGCUUCCAAAAGUGUUUGGUUUCCAGAUGAUACCACAGAAUUAACUGAAUCAACAGAGAACAUAGAUCCACCGAUUUUAAUAUCAGAAGAAAAACCGGAAGUAGCAAAAUUACCAGAAAAACGAAAGGCAAACUCCUUAGAGGAUGAUCCCAAUGCGAAAAAACCAAAAUUAGAUGCCAAUGGCCAAAAAACCAAGAGGCCCGGUUUUAGUGAUGAAAGAUACGAUGAGACAUCGUAUUACUUUGAAAACGGACUUAGAAAGGUGUAUCCCUACUUUUUUACAUUUACAACAUUUGCCAAAGGACGUUGGGUUGACGAGAAAAUUCUGGAUGUCUUUGUGCGUGAAUUCCGCGCCGCUCCUCCCGAAGUUUACGAACGCAGCCUGGAAGAUGGAAAACUGACUGUUAAUUACGAGAAAGUACCCAAGGACUAUAAAAUUAAGCACAAUGAUCUGCUGGCCAAUGUUGUUCAUAGACACGAAGUCCCUGUUACUUCACAGCCCAUCAAGGUAGUCUACAUGGACAAGGAUAUUGUGGUUGUGAACAAGCCGGCGUCAAUACCAGUUCACCCUUGUGGACGGUAUAGACAUAAUACUGUGGUUUUCAUCCUGGCCAAGGAGCACAAUUUAAAGAAUCUAAGGACCAUACACAGGUUGGAUCGACUGACAUCUGGUCUGCUUUUGUUUGGUCGAACUGCCGAAAGAGCCAGAGAAUUGGAGCUGCAAAUUCGAACUAGACAAGUACAAAAGGAAUAUGUAUGCCGGGUAGAGGGGCGAUUCCCAGAUGGAAUAGUUGAGUGCAAUGAAAAAAUCGACGUUGUCAGCUACAAAAUCGGUGUUUGUAAGGUGUCACCAAAAGGCAAGGACUGCAAAACCACAUUUCAAAGAAUUGGAGAAGUUGAUAAUGACAGCAUUGUUCUAUGCAAACCUCUCACAGGACGAAUGCACCAAAUCAGAGUGCAUUUACAAUUUUUGGGUUAUCCAAUUUCAAACGAUCCCUUGUACAACCACGAAGUCUUUGGUCCUUUGAAAGGCCAAGGAGGAGACAUUGGUGGAAUAAGCGAAGAACAGUUGAUCAAUAACCUCAUUACUAUUCAUAAUGCCGAAAAUUGGUUAGGACUUGAAGGAGAACAGGUGCCGACCACAGAAAUAAAAGAAGCACCUUCAAUUUCUUCAAAAGAUGAAGAACCAAUCGAUAUUAAAGACAAGCCUGUGAUUUCUGCAACAAGAAGUGAAUCUGUUAAUGAAGCCGCAACACAAACUUGUUACGAAGAACCAGACAGGUGUUUUGAUUUGAAAAAGACAACUUCAGAUCCCAAUUGUUCUGAGUGCAAAGUAAACUAUAGAGACCCCGGCACAAAAGAUCUGAUAAUGUACCUACAUGCUUGGAAAUACAAGGGAGUUGGAUGGGAGUACCAAACAGAGCUGCCGGAUUGGGCUUGUACAUCGACUAUUGACUACGACCUUUUGUAAAUCAAUCAAUUUCUUGUUUUAAGGAACUAAGUGUAUAUGUUUCAAUUAAACAUUUCUCAGAAAACA
Molecule: messenger RNA, 1974 nt
Organism: Drosophila ficusphila
Lineage: Eukaryota; Metazoa; Arthropoda; Insecta; Diptera; Drosophilidae
Gene: RluA-2
Product: RNA pseudouridylate synthase domain-containing protein 2
Exons: 9
Coding region: 298-1908 (536 amino acids)
Biological process (GO): pseudouridine synthesis
Molecular function (GO): RNA binding; pseudouridine synthase activity
Source: RefSeq, a predicted model, not a curated record